GAAAAAAAAAAAAAAAAAAUAAUGAUGGCAUCGUUGCAUUCGAGGAGUGAUGCGCGUCGGUUUUAGGCCCAGCACACAGUUUUGUUCAUAGUAACAGGUAGAAAAUAUAUAUUCGAAUCAAAGGGGGAGAAUGAAGCGGCGCAAUGCGGACUGCAGUAAACUCCGUCGCCCGUUAAAACGGAAUCGUAUCACCGAGGGGAUUCACAGCAGUACCUUCCUCUACCUAAAAUUCCUGCUGGUGUGGGCCCUGGUACUGCUUGCAGAUUUUGUGCUGGAGUUCCGGUUUGAAUACUUAUGGCCAUUCUGGCUCUUCAUCAGGAGUGUGUAUGACUCCUUUAGAUACCAGGGACUGGCGUUCUCCGUGUUCUUUGUUUGCGUUGCAUUCACAUCAGACAUCAUAUGCCUCCUGUUCAUCCCUAUGCAGUGGCUGUUUUUUGCUGCCAGCACUUAUGUUUGGGUGCAGUAUGUAUGGCACACGGAGCGAGGAGUGUGUCUGCCCACAGUCUCUUUGUGGAUCCUUUUCGUCUAUAUUGAAGCAGCCAUCAGAUUCAAAGACCUGAAAAAUUUCCACAUUGGCCUGUGUCGUCCGUUCGCUGCUCACUGCAUCGGCUACCCUGUGGUGACGCUGGGCUUCGGCUUCAAGAGCUACGUGAGCUACAAGAUGCGCUUGCGGAAGCAGAAGGAGGUGCAGAAGGAGAACGAGUUCUACAUGCAGCUGCUGCAGCAAGCACUGCCUCCUGAGCAACAGAUGCUUCAGAGGCAGGAGAGAGAGGCAGAGGAAGCUGCUUCUAAAAGCAUGUUGGAGGCUGAUGCAACACUGGUGGCUCAAAAUGGCACCCCAACCACUAAAAAACUGCCUAUCUCCUUCCCAGAGCUGGAGCCCCGAGAUAGGGGCAGGGAGGGUGUGAGAGAGGCCAAGAAACAGCAACAGCACAGCAUAGGAAUAAACAACAAUAUCUUACAGACUGUGGACUCUAAGCUGCAGGACAUUGAAUACAUGGAAAAUCAUUUGAGCAGCAAGAGACUGAAUAAUGAGCUUGGAGGCAGUGCUGAGAGCAUACUGCUUAAAGAGGACAUGGGCAGCAUGGCAGGAGCUUCCUCCUCUUCCAAACAUUGCAAAAAUUCCUCUCCUCACAGCCACAGUUCCACCAAUGGCAGCGUGCCCUCCUCAUCCUUGUCCAAUAAAAAUGAGAAAAAGCAGAAGGGAGUAGGGAAAACUGCUGCCAGCCAUCGAGAUCUGAUGGAGAACUGCAUACCCAACAACCAGCUUAGUAAGCCGGACGCUUUGGUGCGUCUGGAGCAGGACGUGAAGAAGCUGAAGGCAGACCUGCAGGCCAGCCGUCAGCUGGAGCAGGACCUGCGCAGUCAGAUCGGCUCACUGGGCAGCGUGGAGAGGAGUAUGCGCUCCGAGCUCAGCCAGCUCCGCCAGGAGAAUGAGUUGCUACAGAGCAAGCUUCAUAACGCAGUGCAGGCCAAGCAAAAGGACAGGCAGAUGAUUGCUCAGCUGGAGAAGCGUCUGAAGUUGGAGCAGGAGGCUCGUGCAGUGGCGGAGAAGCAGCUGGCAGAGGAGAAGAAGAGGAAGAAGCUAGAGGAGGCCACUACAGCCCGUGCUGUUGCCCUGGCCGCCGCCUCCAGAGGGGAGUGCACAGACUCCCUUAGGAGUCGCAUACGUGAGCUGGAGUCUGACUGCAAGAAGCUCUCCCAGGAUGUUAAGUUUAAAGAAGAGCAUCUCCGAGAGCUGGAGGGCAAAGCGCAGGAGUUGCACAAGUAUAAAGAGAAUGAGAAGGAUACAGAGGUCCUUAUGUCUGCGCUGUCAGCCAUGCAGGAUAAAACCCAGCACCUGGAGAACAGCCUGAGUGCUGAGACCAGGAUCAAGCUGGAUCUCUUCUCAGCACUGGGCGACGCCAAAAGGCAGCUAGAGAUUGCACAAGGUCAGAUCCUUCACAAGGAACAGGAGAUAAAGGAGCUGAAACAGAAGAUAGCUGAGGUCAUGGCUGUGAUGCCCAGUAUCGCCUAUUCGGCUGAGGCCAACAGCAUGAGUCCUGUGGCGCCCCACUAUUCGUCCAAGUUCAUGGACACCAGCCCCUCUAGUCUGGAUCCCAAUGCUUCUGUGUACCAGCCCCUGAACAAGUGAAGGCUCGCUUUUCCGGAUUCUCCUGUUUUGGUUCUUUAAAUUGACCAAGCUCAGUAUAUGUACCUCUUAAGAGUGUUCUUACACCUCUACCCCAAAUAGUCUACCUUGUUUUUGGCUCAGAGUGGUAGUAAAGGGAUGUCACACUGACCAAAACCACCCAGCUUGGAUUUCAUGAAUAUUUUUGUAAAGCUCUCACCAAGCUCAGCCAAACUCUUUUUUUUUUUUUUUUUUUUAUCUUUAUCUUCCUCUUUAAGGCACUACUGCCUGUGGUGCUUAUCUGGCCUUUGAGUCUCGCUCUUAUGAGCGCAUACUACCUUUAAUGAACAGAGGCUUCUUUCCUCCCUACCUUUGUGUUAAAUGCAAGGAAUUAAUGCCAGGAUGAAGGCAUUUUUAAACAUCCAGGAUGAGUUUAAAGAAUGUACAAGAGGAAAUAUUGGUUCAUGUUUGGUUCUUUACGAUGAGAGUAUUUGUGAUGAUAAUUUGUUUAUUCAGAUAUUGUGCCUGUUUAAAGAGCAUGUUUCAGUUCAGUUAUGACCACAGUAUUGUAAUUUAUCUUCCUUGAGACAUAUACAGAUAUGGAAUUGGUUCUUCCCCAAUGCUGUCACAAUUUUAACAACUCCCGAGUUCACCUGUGUUCCAUGUAGGAUGAUACUGAAGUAUAGGAUGAGGUUUACAAACUGAUCUGUAUACUGUAUUUGUUAAUUAUAUGCUGCAUAAAUAUUUGGGAAUGUUGUAUUUUGCGGUCAGUGCAAAUCCUCUUUAUUACUGGACCAAAUGGCAGUAGAAUUUAGAUAAUAUACAGAAAUGGUGAACCUACAAAGUGUGAGUAGCUGAUAUUUUCCAGUCGUUUUACACAGUGCCUUGAAGCUUUUCUGUUUUAAUACCUCACUUACGACCUGGAUGUUCUCUCUCAAUCAGAGUAGGUUACAUGACCGUUCUCCUGCCCCCCCCCCCCCC
Messenger RNA from Electrophorus electricus (electric eel), 3091 nucleotides. RefSeq names its product macoilin 1a (gene maco1a). Gene Ontology annotation, cellular component: rough endoplasmic reticulum membrane. The record is from RefSeq and is a predicted model, not a curated record. Gene Ontology annotation, biological process: neuronal signal transduction. Lineage: Eukaryota; Metazoa; Chordata; Actinopteri; Gymnotiformes; Gymnotidae.